Daucus carota subsp. sativus is the source of this 657-nucleotide messenger RNA. RefSeq lists its product as uncharacterized. Lineage: Eukaryota; Viridiplantae; Streptophyta; Magnoliopsida; Apiales; Apiaceae. The record is from RefSeq and is a predicted model, not a curated record. The coding region runs from base 1 to 657 and encodes 218 amino acids. The transcript is spliced from 2 exons.
AUGAAUUUAGCCGAAUCCGAGUCGCUCCGGCCGGUUCUCGGCCCUGCCGGAAACACCGCCAGAUCGGUCACCGAGUCGCGCAAACCGGUCACUAAGCAACCCACCAGAAUGGACAAGAAGUCUCUGACAUUGUCGGAGAUCAGUGAAGUUAGGGGGAAGAAGUCUCCGACAUUGUCGUCGGACUCGAAGCUGAUGCCGUCGAUUCCGAGGAAGCAGCGGGGAGGGGAUAAGGUGUUCAGGCCGAGCUUGUCGAUGAACGCUUCGUGCUCGUCGGAUGCUUCGACUGAUUCGUGUCAGAGUCGAGCCUCGACUGGGAGGAUUGUGAGGAGGAGUGUGCCCAAUUUGAGGAAGCAGUCUGCUCCGAGGAUCGGUGGGGGUGAGGGAGGCAAUGUGGAUGCCCUCGAAGCGGUUGAGAGCUCGUUUGAUGGUUCAUUGAUGAAGAAACGUGUAUCAAAAAGCUCUCUUACAAAGCUCUCUAGACUUGAUAUUCAGAAUGAGCUGAAAUCCACUCAAAGGCAACUCUGGGAAGAAAUGACUUUGCCAAGUGUCAUGGAAAAUGAUGAUAAUGAACUUCCUUUUGAUCAAGAUUCUACUGAUUUUGUUGAGCGUAUAAAGAAAGUACUUGAAGACUCGAGAGAGAUGUGCAAAGGAAUCUAA